AUGAGCAAGGAGUGGCCGCUGCGCUGCCCGUUGCCCCUCGAGGCCAUCCAGCAGCUCCUCAUCCAAUACCUCGCAUCUGGAAAAGGCUACGAUGAUGCCAGCGUGGCUGCCGCCACGCGAGAGGGGAACCACUGCUUUCAGCAGAAAGACUUUAGUCGGGCACUUGAUAUGUUUGGCAUCGCCUAUGAAAUUGGCCGGCUACACUACGCCUACCGACCCCUGCUACAUGACAUCCUUUUGCGGCGGAUCCUUUGCCAGUCGCUCCUGGGCAGGUUUGAGCAAGCCCUCCAGGAGUGUCACACAGCGGCCUGGCUCAUUCCCAAUGAGGCAACUUGCAACCUGCUUUAUGGGGUGAUAUACUCCAAGCUUGGACGGAGCGAGGAAGCCAACUCCUCUUUCCAGCAGGUGGGCUCUUUCAGAGUUUGCGAGAGAGGCAGCCUCAAAUCCUGA
Molecule: messenger RNA, 450 nt
Organism: Symbiodinium sp. CCMP2592
Lineage: Eukaryota; Dinophyceae; Suessiales; Symbiodiniaceae
Source: the annotation of a GenBank genome assembly